This is a messenger RNA of Acomys russatus (golden spiny mouse), 5280 nucleotides long. RefSeq names its product complement C5. The coding region runs from base 138 to 5177 and encodes 1679 amino acids. Lineage: Eukaryota; Metazoa; Chordata; Mammalia; Rodentia; Muridae. The transcript is spliced from 41 exons. The record is from RefSeq and is a predicted model, not a curated record. Gene Ontology annotation, molecular function: protein binding; endopeptidase inhibitor activity. Gene Ontology annotation, cellular component: extracellular region.
UCUCAUUUAAAGAUCUUUUUCUCUGACAUUAAUAAUUAACCAGAGAACUAAUUUACCCAGAUUCUUCAAACUCAAUUUACUUAAAAGGAAAGCGGCUCCAAGAAGGCCGUGCCCAUGGGUUUAGGCCACCUCCAGCCAUGGGCCUCUGGGGAAUACUGUGCUUUUUAAUUCUCCUGGACAAAACUCGGGGACAGGAACAAACCUACGUCAUUUCAGCACCCAAAGUCUUCCGGGUUGGAGCAUCCGAAAAUGUUGUGAUUCAAGCCUAUAGCUACACUGAAGCAUUUGAUGCGACGAUCUCUUUAAAAAGUUAUCCUGACAAAAGAGUGACCUACUCUUCAGGCUAUGUUAACUUAUCCCCGGAAAAUAAAUUCCAAAACUCAGCAAUGUUAACAAUACAUCCCAAGCAAUUGCCUGAAGAAAAAAGCUCAGUUUCACAUGUGUAUCUGGAAGUUGUGUCAAUGCAUUUUUCAAAAUCGAAGAAAGUACCAAUAACCUAUGACAAUGGAUUUCUUUUCAUUCAUACAGACAAACCUGUUUACACUCCAGACCAGUCAGUGAAACUCAGAGUGUACUCGCUGAAUGAUGACUUGAAGCCAGCCAAAAGGGCGACUGUCCUAACCUUCAUCGAUCCCGAAGGAGCAGCAGUUGACAUCAUAGAAGAAAAUGAUUAUACCGGAAUCAUCUCUUUUCCUGACUUCAAGAUUCCAUCUAAUCCCAAGUAUGGUGUAUGGACAAUCAAAGCUAAAUAUAAGAAGGAUUUUUCAACAACUGCAACCGCAUACUUUGAAGUUAAAGAAUAUGUCCUGCCACGUUUCUCUGUCUCAAUUGAACCAGAAAGUAACUUCAUUGGCCAUAAGAACUUUAAGAACUUUGAGAUCACUGUAAGAGCAAGGUAUUUUUAUAACAAAGUGGUCCCGGAUGCUGAAGUGUAUAUCUUUUUUGGAUUGAGAGAGGACAUAAAAGAGGAUCAGAAGGAAAUGAUGCAGAGGGCAAUGCAAGUCAAAACGUUGAUCAACGGAGUGGCUCAAGUCACAUUUGAUUCUGAGACAGCAGUUAAAGAACUGUCAUAUAACGGUCUAGAAGACGUAAAUAACAAGUACCUUUAUAUUGCUGUAACCGUCACAGAAUCCUCAGGGGGAUUUUCAGAAGAGGCAGAAAUCCCCGGCAUUAAAUACGUCCUCUCUCCCUACACACUGAAUUUGGUCUCUACUCCACUUUUCUUGAAGCCUGGGAUUCCAUUUUCCAUCAAGGUACAGGUUAAAGAUUCACUGGAGCAGUUGGUAGGAGGGGUCCCGGUAACUCUGACGGCACAGACAGUCGACGUAAACCAGGAGAUGUCUGACUUGGAACCCAAGAGAAGCCUCACACAUGCCGCGGAUGGGGUAGCUUCGUUUGUGGUGAACAUCCCAACUGAAGUGACAGUGCUGAAAUUUGACGUCAGAACUGAUGCCCCCGAACUUCCAGAAGAAAAUCAAGCCAGCCAAGAAUAUGAAGCAAUUACAUAUUCAUCUCUCAGCCAAAGUUACAUAUAUAUCGCUUGGACGGAAAACUACAGGCCCAUGCGUGUGGGAGAAUAUCUGAAUAUUAUCGUUACUCCCAAGAGCCCAUAUAUUGACAAAAUAACUCACUAUAAUUACUUGAUUUUAUCCAAGGGCAAAAUUGUACAGUAUGGCACAAGAGAGAAAUUUCUCGAUUCAUCUUAUCAAAACAUAAACAUCCCAGUCACACAGAACAUGGUUCCCUCAGCCCGACUCCUGGUCUAUUACAUAGUCACCGGGGAGCAGACAGCAGAGUUAGUGGCUGACUCGGUCUGGAUAAACGUUGAAGAGAAGUGUGGCAAUCAGCUCCAGGUUCAUCUGUCUCCAGAUGCGGAUGUGUAUUCUCCAGGCCAAACUGUGUCCCUCGAUACGGCGACGGAAAGGGACUCAUGGGUGGCACUAUCGGCGGUGGACAGUGCUGUGUACGGAGUCCAGGAAACAGCCAAAAGGCCCAUGCAAAGGGUGUUUCAAGCUUUUGAUAAGAGUGACCUGGGCUGUGGGGCAGGUGGUGGCCAUGACAAUGCGGACGUAUUUCAUCUCGCUGGACUCACCUUUCUCACCAAUGCAAAUGCAGAUGACGCCCGGUACCAUGAUGACUCGUGUAAAGAAAUUCUCAGACCAAAGAGAGACCUGCAGCUCCUGCAGCAGAAGAUAGAAGAGCAAGCUGCUAAUUACAAACACCGAGUGCCAAAGAAAUGCUGUUAUGAUGGAGCCCGGCACAAUGACUAUGAGACCUGCGCGCAGCGACUUGCUCGCAUUACCAUCGGCCCAAACUGUGUCAGAGCCUUCAACGAGUGUUGCACUCUUGCCACCAAGAUCCGAGAGCAAAGCCGCCAUAAAAACGUGCAGUUGGGAAGGCUCCAUAUAAAGACCCUGUUACCAGUGAUGAAGGCAGAUAUUCGAAGCUACUUCCCAGAGAGCUGGCUGUGGGAAGUCCACCGUGUCCCCAAAAGAAACCAGCUGCAGGUUGCGCUGCCUGACUCACUCACCACCUGGGAAAUCCAAGGCGUUGGCAUUUCAGACAGUGGUAUAUGUGUUGCUGACACACUCAAGGCAAAGGUAUUCAAAGAUGUCUUCCUGGAGAUGAACAUACCAUAUUCUGUCAUACGAGGGGAACAGAUCCAACUGAAAGGAACUGUUUACAACUAUAGGACCGCUGAGACAAUGUUCUGUGUUAAAAUGUCUACUGUGGAGGGGAUCUGUACAUCAGCAAGCUCAGCGACUAACCAUCAGAGCCCCAAGUCCUCCAGAUGUGUGCGUCAGAGACUAGAAGGCUCCUCCAGUCAGCUGGUAACCUUCAGCCUGCUUCCCUUGGAGAUCGGACUCCACUCCAUAAACUUCUCGCUGGAGACCUCAUUCGGGAGAGAAAUCUUAGUAAAAACGUUACGAGUAGUGCCAGAAGGAGUCAAAAGGGAAAGCUAUGCUGGCGUUACUCUGGACCCUAAGGGGAUUUAUGGUACUAUUAGCAGACGAAAGGAAUUCCCAUACAAGAUACCAUUAGAUUUGGUUCCCAAAACCAACAUCAAAAGGAUUUUGAGUGUAAAAGGACUUCUCAUAGGGGAGUUCCUGUCUGCGGUUCUGAGUAAGGAAGGCAUCGACCUCCUGACGCAUCUCCCCAGGGGAAGUGCGGAGGCGGAGCUCAUGAGCAUCGUCCCUGUGUUCUACGUUUACCACUACCUGGAAGCGGGAAACCACUGGAAUAUUUUCUAUCCCGACUCACAAACUAGAAAACAGAACCUGCAGAAAAAAAUAAAAGAAGGGAUGGUGAGCAUCAUGUCCUACAGAAACACUGACUACUCUUACAGCAUGUGGAAGGGGGCAAGCGCCAGUACCUGGCUAACAGCUUUUGCUUUGAGAGUCCUUGGACAAGUGGCUAAAUAUGUGAAACAGGACCAAAACUCAAUUUGUAAUUCUCUGUAUUGGCUGAUUGAGAAAUGUCAGCUGGAAAACGGAUCUUUCAAGGAACAUUCCCAGUAUCUGCCAAUAAAAUUACAGGGCACUUCACCCGUUGAAGCCCAAGAGAGCGUUUUGUAUCUUACGGCCUUUUCCGUGAUCGGGAUUAGAAAGGCUAUGGAGCUAUGCCCCCUGCAGAAAAUCGACACAGCUGUAGCUAAGGCUGACUCCUUCCUACUUGAAAAGGCCCUGCCGUCCAAGAGCACCUUUACCCUGGCCAUCGUGGCCUACGCCCUUUCCCUGGGAGACAGAACCCACCCGGGGCUCCGGUCAAUUUUCUCAGCUCUGAAGAGGGAAGCUGUGGUUAAAGGUAAUCCACCCAUUUACCGUUUCUGGAGAGACACUCUCCACCAUACGGAAAGCUCGGCGCCUCACAGUGGCACGGCAGGUAUGGUAGAAACCACAGCUUACGCUUUGCUCACCAGCCUCAACCUAAAGGAGAUGAAUUACGUCAAUCCGAUCAUCAAGUGGCUAUCUGAAGAGCAGAGGUACGGAGGCGGCUUUUAUUCCACCCAGGACACAAUCAAUGCCAUUGAGGGCCUCACAGAAUACUCGCUGGUGGCCAAACAACUUCAUUUGAAUAUGGACAUCAAUGUCUCCUACAAACACAAAGGUGAUUUCUACCACUAUAAGGUGACAGAGGAGAAUUUCCUUGGAAGGCCAGUAGAGGUACCUCUCAAUGAUGACCUCGUCGUCACCACAGGAUAUAGCAAUGGCUUGGCUACAGUAUAUGUAAAAACUGUGGCUCACAAAACUAGUACCGCUGAGGAAUUUUGCAGCUUUUACUUGAAAAUUGAUACCCAAGACAUUGAAGUGUCCAGCUACAGAGACUCCGGACAGAAGCGUAUAGUCGCAUGUGCCAGCUACAAGCCCAGCAAGGAGGAGUCAGCAUCCGGGUCCUCCCACGCAGUGAUGGAUAUCUCCCUGCCAACCGGAAUCGGAGCAAACCAGGAAGACUUACGUGCUCUUGUGGAAGGAGUGGAUCAGCUCCUAACUGAUUACCAGGUCAAAGAUGGCCGAGUUAUUCUGCAGCUGAACUCGAUUCCCUCCAGAGAUUUCCUUUGUGUCCGAUUCCGGAUAUUUGAACUUUUCCAAGUUGGGUUACUGAAUCCUGCCACCUUCAAGGUAUACGAGUAUCACAGACCAGACAAACAGUGCACCAUGUUCUACAGUACCUCUGACACCAGGCUGCAGAGAGUUUGUGAAGGAACUACAUGCCAGUGUGUAGAGGCUGACUGUGGGCAACUGCAGCCGGAACUGGACCUGACCAUCUCCACAGACACCAGGAAAGAAACAGCGUGUCAGCCAGAGAUUGCGUACGCUUACAAGGUGAGGAUCACGUCCACCACGGAAGAAAACAUUUUUGUCAAGUACACUGCGACUCUUCUGGACAUUUACAAAACAGGGGAAGCCGCUGCUGAGAAGGACUCUGAAGUCACCUUCAUUAAGAAGAUGAGCUGUGCCAAUGCCAACCUGGCGAAAGGGAAGCAGUAUUUAAUCAUGGGCAAAGAGGCUCUGCAGAUCAAACACCACUUCAGCUUCAAGUAUAUAUACCCCCUAGAUUCCUCCACCUGGAUUGAAUAUUGGCCCACAGACACGACGUGUUCAUCGUGUCAAGCAUUUUUAGCUAAUUUGGACGAGUUUGCUGAAGACAUCUUUUUAAACGGCUGCGAAAAUGCCUGAGGGGUUUCUGCUGCUGCACGGCUUUCCGGUGUGCUCCUGUCUCUUUCUCCUAGGGGGCCAGGCUCACUUGAAAACUUACCCUCAAAUUCGCUGCACUUUCUUU